CUUGCACUAAUCUAGAUCUCAUGUCUACCAAGAACAAGAAGGCUGGGCCUACACAGGCUGAACUGAUGGUGCGUACGUGUUCAGAAAUUGUAGCCGAGUUAGUGGUUGCAAUUGAAGCGGGAAAAGAUAUCAAUUUGAAUGGGUUAAAAAACAGAGCCUCUCGUCGAAACAAGUUGCAACAUCAACCCAAGCUUGUAGAGAUUAUUGCGGCUAUCCCUGAACAACAUAAAGCUGCUUUACUUCCCAAGUUGAAGGCCAAGCCUGUCCGUACAGCCUCAGGUAUUGCGGUUGUUGCUGUCAUGUGUAAACCUCAUCGUUGUCCUCAUAUUGCCAUGACGGGUAAUAUCUGUGUAUAUUGCCCUGGUGGACCUGAUUCUGAUUUUGAGUAUUCAACGCAAUCGUAUACUGGGUAUGAGCCCACGUCGAUGCGAGCAAUUCGUGCGCGCUAUGAUCCUUAUGAGCAAUCGCGAGGCCGAGUAGAUCAAUUGCGUAGUUUGGGACAUAAUGUGGAUAAAGUGGAAUACAUUUUGAUGGGCGGUACCUUCAUGUCCUUGUCGGAAGAAUACCGUAACUGGUUUAUUCAGAAUUUGCAUGAUGCACUCUCGGGACAUUCGAGUAAUGAUUUGGAUGAGGCGGUGCGAUACUCUCAACAGAGUCAGACCAAAUGUAUUGGUAUCACGAUUGAGACGCGACCUGAUUACUGUUUAAAGCCUCAUUUGAGUCAAAUGUUGCGAUAUGGAUGUACGCGAUUGGAGGUGGGCGUACAGAGUGUGUAUGAAGAUGUAGCACGCGAUACGAAUCGAGGUCAUACGGUGAAGGCUGUGACAGAGAGUUUCCAGUUGGCCAAGGAUGCAGGAUUUAAAGUGGUGGCACAUAUGAUGCCUGAUUUACCCAAUGUGGGCAUGGAGAGAGAUAUGGAACAAUUCAAGGAAUACUUUGAAAACCCUGCCUAUCGAUCGGAUGGGUUAAAGAUCUAUCCUACGCUAGUGAUUCGUGGUACGGGAUUGUAUGAACUUUGGAGAACGAAGCGAUACCAAAAUUACACGCCGAAUGCUCUUGUGGAUUUGGUGGCACGUAUUUUAGCAUUGGUACCUCCUUGGACGCGUGUGUAUCGUGUUCAACGUGAUAUCCCGAUGCCUUUAGUCUCAUCAGGUGUGGAGCAUGGUAAUUUACGUGAAUUGGCCUUGACGCGUAUGAAAGAUUUGGGAACCGAGUGUCGAGAUGUGCGUACACGUGAAGUAGGUAUUACCGAGAUUCAUCAAAAGAUUAAGCCCGAUCAAGUCGAGUUGAUUCGUCGUGAUUAUGUGGCGAAUGGUGGAUGGGAGACCUUCUUGUCGUAUGAGGAUCCUCAGCAGGAUAUCUUGGUUGGAUUAUUGCGAUUAAGAAAAUGUUCGGCACAGACCUUCCGACCUGAAUUGACGAGUGCAGGACCUACCUCCAUUGUGAGAGAAUUGCAUGUGUAUGGUUCUGUUGUACCCAUGCAUGAUCGUGACCCUACCAAGUUUCAACAUCAGGGUUUCGGUACCUUGUUGAUGGAAGAGGCUGAACGUAUUGCUAAAGAGGAACAUGGUAGUGUCAAAUUGAGUGUGAUUUCCGGUGUGGGUGUAAGAGAUUAUUAUGCUAAACUUGGUUAUACUUUGGACGGUCCUUACAUGUCUAAAAUGCUGGAGUAAAAAAAAAAAAAUAACAAACAAAAUUAUUAAUCUAUCCCCCCUCCAUAAGAAAGGUCACACUUGUAAAUACAUAUUCAAUAAAAAGAUAUAUAUAAAAAAAAA
Mucor mucedo is the source of this 1775-nucleotide messenger RNA. RefSeq names its product elongator complex protein 3. Gene Ontology annotation, cellular component: elongator holoenzyme complex; cytoplasm; nucleus. Gene Ontology annotation, molecular function: acyltransferase activity, transferring groups other than amino-acyl groups; iron-sulfur cluster binding. Lineage: Eukaryota; Fungi; Mucoromycota; Mucoromycetes; Mucorales; Mucoraceae. The coding region runs from base 21 to 1673 and encodes 550 amino acids. Gene Ontology annotation, biological process: tRNA wobble base 5-methoxycarbonylmethyl-2-thiouridinylation. The record is from RefSeq and is a predicted model, not a curated record. The transcript has 6 exons.